Molecule: messenger RNA, 1842 nt
Organism: Parnassius apollo (apollo)
Lineage: Eukaryota; Metazoa; Arthropoda; Insecta; Lepidoptera; Papilionidae
Source: the annotation of a GenBank genome assembly
AUGACAAGCUCGUGGAAACUGUCCGUCGGAGCUAAGUUCUGCAAGACCCACCGCAGAAGAACACAAAAACUCUCCCAUCACACUCUUAAUCUCAUGGCUGUUAGACAGGAAAUGAGGCUGCAAUCGUCAACAGAUUUGACAGCAUACAGGCAACUGAACAGACAGAUCUCCAAAUGCAUGCGGCGAGACUUAGGCAACUUUAAUACUGCUCGUAUUAAAGAAACGAUCGAGCGCAACCAGGGCUCCAAAGUCUUUGCCAGAGAUCUGUCUGCCAGAAAGAGCCAACUGUCAAAGCUGAAGACGGAGUGUGGCAGCAUCGUUUCCGGGACACCUGAGAUUUUGAGUGAGAUUGAGAGGUUCUAUGGGCAGCUGUACACAUCAUCUUUGGAGCCACACGCAAGUGUGAGUAACGAUACAAGAGCAAGUCUUACCCGACACUAUUCCGAUGAUAUCCCGGACGUCAGUCUGAGCGAUAUUAGAAUGGCUCUCCAGCACCUUAAAAACGGCAGAGCCCCAGGCGAGGAUGGAAUUACAGCGGAGCUUCUGAAAGCGGGUGGAACACCGGUACUUGAAGUCCUUCAGAAGCUCUUCAAUUCCGUCCUCCAUGGUGGCACUACUCCGGAGGCGUGGAGCAGAAGUGCGGUGGUCAUGUUCUUUAAGAAAGGCGACAAUGCUCUCUUGAAGAACUACAGACCAAUUUCCCUUCUGAGCCGCGUCUACGUGCUGUUUUUGAGAAUUGUACAGAAGACCGAAGAGUACAAUCUGCCACUUUGCCUCGCGUAUGUGGACUAUGAGAAAGCAUUUGAUUCCGUCGAAAUUUGGGCGGUGCUACAGUCCCUUCAGUGGUGCCAAGUUGACUGUCGGUAUAUCGAGGUGCUGAAGUGUUUGUACAGUAGGGCUACGAUGGCUAUCCGAGUACAGAACCAGAGUUCGAAACCUAUCCAACUGCAGAGAGGUGUAAGACAGGGUGACGUUAUAUCCCCGAAACUCUUCACCGCUGCAUUGGAAGACGUUUUCAAGCUACUGGACUGGAAAGAAUACGGUAUUAACAUCAAUGGCGAGUACAUCACUCACCGUCGAUUUGCCGACGAUAUAGUCCCUAUGGCAGAAUCGCUGGAGGACUUAAGCACUAUGCUCAAUGACCUCAAUAUUGCCUCCCAACGGAUAGGUCUUAAGAUGAACAUGGACAAAACAAAGAUUAUGUUUAAUGUUCAUGUCACACCUAUGCCGGUAGUUGUUGGGAGCACUAUGCUCGAAGUUGUUGACGAGUACGUUUACCUGGGACAAAUAGUGCGACUAGGUAAGUCCAACUUCGACCGAGAGGUCAACCGACGGAUUCAACUCGGCUGGGCAGCGUUCGGGAAAUUACGACAUAUCUUCUCGUCAGGUAUACCUCAAUCUCUAAAAACUACAUUGUACAACCAGUGCGUGUUGCCAGUGAUGACUUACGGAUCUGAGACGUGGUCCAUCACUGCUGGCCGUAUGAGGACGCUCAAGGUCGCUCAGCCAGCUAUUGAGAGGGCUAUGCUCGGAGUUUCUCUGCUUGAUAAACUCAGAAAUGAGUAUAUCCGCAGUAAAACCAGAGUGACCGACAUAGCCCAACGGAUCAGUAAGCUGAAGUGGCAAUGGGCCGGCCAUAUAGCUCGAAGAACCGAUAACCGAUGGGGAAGAAAGGUUCUCGAGUGGCAGCCUCGUACCGGUAGGCAUAGUGUAGGGAAACCCCCAACUAGAUGGAGUGACGACCUGGUAAGAUAUGAAGGAAGUGGAUGGAUGCAGGUGGCUCAGAACCGUGCUUUGUGGCAUUACUUGGGGGGAGGCCUAUGUUCAGCAGUGGACUUGUGA